AUGCUGGCGCUCGACCUUCAGCCUUACAUCUGUGUCGAAAAUCGAGGUUUCAAAGAGCUUAUGAACCACAUGGAGCCGUUGUACAAGAUACCCAGUCGCACGACGUUUUCGAGGACAAUCAUCCCAGCGUUGUACAGAGACACAGUUACGGCUGUCAAGGAGAGAAUGCAUGCGGACUUCCAGGAAGGCAUAGAGUCGAUCUCGUUUACAAGUGACAUGUGGACGUCGAGGUCUAACCAAAGUUACAUCAGUCUUACCUGCCACUACUUAACCUCCAACUUCGAGAUGAGAAGCUUUGCAUUGGACAACCGGAGUGUGACCGAGAGUCACACUGCUUGCAACAUCAUGGAGCACCUGCAAGCAAUGAUGGAUAACUGGGAGCUGCCACUGCAGGAAGUGUCAGUCUAUGUGGUGAUGGACAAUGCACGAAACUUCCGUGCGGCCCUUAGGGGCAUUUCUUGCGUCCCAAUGCAGUGUAUGGGCCAUACACUGCAACUAGCUAUAAAAGAUGCCAAGGAAGAAACAGCAGGAGUUCCUGCCAUUCUCAAGAAGUGUCGCGCAAUUGUCGGUCAUUACAAACACAGUGCCCAAGCUGCGGCAAGACUGCAGGAUUGCCAGCGACGGAUGGAGCUCUCAGUUUUGGAACUUAUUCAAGACGUGGAAACAAGAUGGAACAGCGAGCAUGACAUGCUCUCACGUCUUGUGCAACUGAAAGAAGCCGUCUGUUUAGAGCUUGCCACCUCUGAGACAACUGUGCCCAACCUGACACCCCAGGAGUGGAAAGCAGUGGCUGGGCUCGUCAAAGCUCUUGAACCAAUCGCAUCGGCGACCAAAGAUCUUAGUGGCCAGAAAUAUGCAACUUUGUUGUCAGUAGUACCAUUUCUCUAUGGGACACAAAUGGUCCUGAAAGACUGCAUUGCAGCCGAUGAUGACACCUCAGAGUUUGCAAGAAACUUGCUGAAAAGCAUGAGGACAAGGUUUCCAGGGCAGGACGAGCAAAAGGAGUAUGUGUUGGCAACCGCGUGUGACCCAAGGUUUAAGAACCUCUUUUGUGCUCAAACAUUCGAGGAAACAAGGCUCGUGGAGCUUGCAAGACUGAGUUGCAGAGCUCUCCAGGAGAAGCAUCAAUUGACUAUACUGAAGCGUCAACAUCUACAGCUCACAAGGAGCGCGUCAGCAGUAUCUGGGACAGCAUUGAGAAGCUGGCAGCGUCAUCAAAAAGAAGACACUCCUUCAAAACAGCCAACAUCGAGGAGUUUCAGCGGUACCUUCGAGAGCCCACUUGCAGUAAGGACCAAGACCCUCUAG
This is a messenger RNA of Dermacentor silvarum, 1308 nucleotides long. Its product is annotated as zinc finger BED domain-containing protein 4. NCBI's taxonomy places the organism in Eukaryota, Metazoa, Arthropoda, Arachnida, Ixodida, Ixodidae. The record is from RefSeq and is a predicted model, not a curated record. The coding region runs from base 1 to 1308 and encodes 435 amino acids. The transcript has a single exon.